This is a messenger RNA of Caenorhabditis briggsae, 1251 nucleotides long. The record is from RefSeq and is a predicted model, not a curated record. NCBI's taxonomy places the organism in Eukaryota, Metazoa, Nematoda, Chromadorea, Rhabditida, Rhabditidae. Bases 1 to 1251 code for a protein of 416 amino acids. The transcript has a single exon.
AUGAUUGAAGCUGUUGAUAGGAUAUUAGUAGUUGAUACCCCUAUUGUGAGUGACACCUCUAUACAAAAAGAGAAUCUUAUAAGCAUAUUUCCUUCCUCUGGAUCUAGUUUGAACCAACAUGGAGAAAUCAAUUUUGUCAUAGAGACGUGUGAUCAAUACCUACACUUACACAAGUCUUAUAUUUAUAUGGAAUGUGAACUAUUGAAACCAGAUGACACUGUGUUGGCUGAAACAGAUGAAGUAUCCUUGACUAAUAAUGCACCAAUGUUUUUGUUUGAUAGAUCAACUUAUAGCAUGGAUGGAAUGCAAGUUGAAAGUAUAAUGGAUCCUGGUAGAGCUAGUCUGAUGAAAGGACUUUUAACAUAUAGCAGCACUAUGAACAAGCAAAAUACCUUUGGAUGGAUUCUAGAAACUAAAGAUAUUAUUACAUACAAGAUAAACAAAUAUACAAAAAAUAGAAAAGGAAGUAUUACUUUCUGUAUCCCACUAACUCACAUAUUUGGCUUUGCUGAAUGUUAUAAUAAAAUUGUCUAUGGUAGAAAGCAUCAACUCACUCUCUACAGAUCUCCUGAGAACAAAAAUAGUAUUACAUCUAAUGAUGCUAAAAAACAUACAGCUAAGAUAAAUAUUAAAAAAUUACAAUGGAUUAUUCCAAAGAUUGUUCCUAGUCUUGAAAUGCAAAAUAAACUGUUGAACAUUUUUGAGAGUAGUAAACUUGUGCAGAUGCCUUUUAUUUCUAGACAGUUGGAAAGUUACAAUAUUCCUAAUGGAAAUAGAGAAUUCACAUGGAAAUUGGGAACGAAAUAUGAUAAAAUAAAGUAUAUUGUGGUUGCUUUGCAGAGCAAUAGAGAUAACAAUUACCUGAAUGCAGGUAAGUUUGAUAACUGUGGAUUGGAAGAAAUUUAUGUCGAGUUAAAUUCAGAGCGGUAUCCUCAUGAUUGUUUAAAGUUUGAUUUCGACAAAUUCAACGCUGUUCAACAAUACAAUUUUGCUAAACAGUUUAGAAACAGUUACUAUGAAUCAACAAAAGAUUACAUUUUCAUGGAAGAAGAUGUAUACUAUUACUAUUACCCAUUGUUGGUGUUCGAUGUAUCUAAACAAAAUGAUAGAAUUAUCCAAUCAAGACCUGACGUUACAAUAAAAGCUUCCUUUUCAAAGAGUAUUGUACAAAACACAAAAUGUUAUUGUUUGAUUAUGAGUGAAAAUAUUGUUGAAAUUAAAGAUAAUCGCGUUAAAGUUGUUAGUGUUUAG